UCGGGAGGGCCUUGAAUGCAUUAUUAGCUGCCUAUAAAAGUCUACCAAGAGAACAACCAACUGCCGGAAAAACUGAAGUCACUUCUUCUCUCAAUCCUUUCCCCUUUCCUCUCAUUAGCUAUAGCCAUGGUGAGCUCCAAGGCCAUGGUCAUGGCUUUUGUGGUUGUGCUUGCUAUUCCUACCCUUCUCUUCUCUUCUCAUACUUUUGCAGAGCUACCAAGGCUUGAACACUCACUAAAGAGUGAUGGGUCAUUGAGCCUUUUGGUCAUUGGAGAUUGGGGAAGAAAGGGAGAAUUUAACCAAUCACAAGUUGCAAAUCAGAUGGGAAGGAUUGGAGAAGAACUUGACAUAAACUUUGUGAUAUCAACCGGAGAUAAUUUCUACGACAAUGGACUGACCGGUGUGGAUGACAAGGCAUUUGAGGAGUCAUUUACCAACAUAUAUGCUGCUAAGAGCUUGCAGAAGCAAUGGUAUAGUGUUUUGGGGAAUCAUGAUUACAGAGGAGAUGUGCUAGCACAACUUAGUCCUGUCCUUCGCGAGCUUGAUCGCAAGUGGCUUUGUAUGAGAUCAUUCAUUCUUGAUGCAGAAAUUGUGCAGUUCUUCUUUGUGGACACUACUCCUUUUGUGAAAUCAUAUUGGAAUGACACACAGAUUCACAAUGAUUGGAGGGAAGUUGCUCCUCGACAAAAUUAUAUCACAAAUCUCUUGAAGGAUUUGGACAUGGCAUUGAAAGAAUCCACAGCAACAUGGAAGUUUGUUAUCGGACAUCACACAAUUAGAAGUGUUAGCGUGCAUGGAGACACAAUUGAACUUGUAGAAGAGCUUCUCCCUGUCCUCAAAGCUAAUAAUGUCGAUUUAUAUAUGAAUGGGCAUGACCAUUGUCUCCAGCACAUUAGUAGCAAAGAUAGUCCGAUUCAGUUCAUGACAAGCGGAGGUGGUUCAAAAUCAUGGGGAGGUGUCUACAGGCCAAAUUCAGACGAACUGCAAUUCUUUUACGAUGGCCAAGGGUUCAUGUCCCUGGAAUUGACAAAGAGAGAUUUGAAGAUGGUAUUCUACGACGUAUUUGGACAAAAUUUGUAUGAAUGGAGCACGACAAAGGAUGCAUACCCCUCGAUGUAGGUAUCUUAUGGGUAGGAAUUAGAUGUCAUUGCAUCGUCCAUUUAUCGUCUCUGAGUUCAUCAUGUUUGGAAAGUGGCAUAUGUAUCAUCUUACUAGUGAUACAUGGUAAACCUAUCAGAACAAGCUAGUUAUUCUGCUAGCUUUGUUUUCGCUACAAUGUUGGAUUUGGAUUAAGUUUCUGACACACGAGAAUAUACACAUAUCUCAUUGCCAAUG
Molecule: messenger RNA, 1335 nt
Organism: Asparagus officinalis (garden asparagus)
Lineage: Eukaryota; Viridiplantae; Streptophyta; Magnoliopsida; Asparagales; Asparagaceae
Product: purple acid phosphatase 3-like
Exons: 7
Coding region: 127-1119 (330 amino acids)
Molecular function (GO): ferric iron binding; acid phosphatase activity; ferrous iron binding
Source: RefSeq, a predicted model, not a curated record